AUGGAAGGUCCUAAGAAUCGAAAACAGCGACGAGCAGCAGCAGCAACAGCCGCAGCUUCCACCCCUGACUCGUUCGAUCCAUCUUCGAUCCCUUUAGCCCAUCCUCAAGAAAAGUCCCGCAACGACAUACCGAAGGGAAGAACGUUGGUGGAACUCAUUGCUGAAAGAGAAAAUGAAAUCUUGGCCAAGGAACAGAGGGGUACUGCAAAGUCGGGUCCAGAAACGCGAUUCAUGACCGUGGAUCCAUUAUCUGGCAAGAUUUCCCAAUUCAACCCUUCAACGCUUUCAAAGGAACAAAGCGAUGAGGACGGCCGGGCAGGACCAGCGACUGAGGACUCGCAGAUUGAGCCGAACACAGCUGACGACGGCGUUGAUGAACCGAUUCCCCCAUUAAUCGACACGCUCCUACUCUCCGUACCACUGACGACAUUACACCUUACACUGGCCUACCUGGCGGCUCACCAAUACGCGGAAACGAUCGAGUUGGAAAAGCUCCUGCGCGAGUCUGCAUUUAUCGCGUUCCCCAUGCUGACACUGCUCGUCCAUCUUGCUCAUGGACACAUCGUAUCAGUGCAUAGAGGGAAUACGAAGCAGGAGAAAGUCUCGCUCUUCCCCUGGUCUGAAGACAAGCUCACACUUUCAUUCGUCCGGAAGUUGCUUUUUCCUCCGAGUCUGCGGACAAUGGCGUUUUUGCCUGUUGCCGUGCUCCUGGGAACUAAGCUGAUGACUAUGACCAACGAGGACCCAUACUAUGCUGUUAUGAAGCGAGCCCCUGCCAUCGGAACUUUAUGGGUGUGGAGCAUUCUGGAAAUUCCAGUAGGCGCAGCUGCUUUAGGCGCACUGUGCCCGUUGAUCUGGGGUGUCUGGUGGAAAGGAUACGGUAUCUUUUAA
This is a messenger RNA of Aspergillus pseudoviridinutans, 891 nucleotides long. RefSeq lists its product as uncharacterized. The coding region runs from base 1 to 891 and encodes 296 amino acids. NCBI's taxonomy places the organism in Eukaryota, Fungi, Ascomycota, Eurotiomycetes, Eurotiales, Aspergillaceae. The transcript has a single exon. The record is from RefSeq and is a predicted model, not a curated record.